Messenger RNA from Hydra vulgaris (swiftwater hydra), 1366 nucleotides. The record is from RefSeq and is a predicted model, not a curated record. Lineage: Eukaryota; Metazoa; Cnidaria; Hydrozoa; Anthoathecata; Hydridae.
AAGUCUGUGGUUGAACGUUGAAAAUAGUCUACCACGAUUUGUACUUAAAAAAAAAUUAGUUACCAACAAUGAAAUAGCAACCAUUUUCGUGACGGCUUUUGAUGUCUGUGGUUGAACGUCUGCAUUCGAAUUGAGGCUGGACGACACCGUUGAGGAGGUCGAAGCUCAGGCACCUGUUGCAAUGGAGGUCGAGGAGGUGGAGGCUGCGAUGCCGAUGGAGGUCAGGCCUAGACCAGCACCAGAGGCUCAAGUGCAAGAACCAGUGGUUGGGCCAGCUUGCUUUCAUAAUGUUGUUGAAGUCCGGAACUACACCAGAUAUGAAAUGGAAGGCUCCCCAACUAUCUGGUUCGACGAGUUCCAAAAAGUGUAUGUGCUGUCGAAGGAUGGCACAGACGCUCGACCAACGACUUAUCUAAAGUGCCAUCGCUACACGGUGAAAAGAGGUUCAUGUGGUGGUACUGCAAGGAUUAAGGACGAUACCCUGUACCUGGGGAAGGAUCACUCAUGUGGCGACAUGAGUGAUGAGUACCUUAUUUUGCAGGCCAAGGCACGGAUGAAAUUUCGAGCUGGGCAAACUACCGAACCGCUGAGGGACAUUUGGAACUCUGUCCUUACCCAGUCGACUGAGGCCGUGAAGAAAAACCUCAAUUUCGAGGCUGCCGAGUCCAUCAUGAGGAAUAAACGAAGGAAGAACCUGCCUCCGAUUCCCAAGAAUCUGGCAGAAUUGAAGGAAGCUCUCGACAAUGGACAUCCGUUCGAAGACAUCUACCAAGGUUUCGUCGAAUUCGAAGAUGGGAAGGUCGGAUUCAUUUUUGCAGAUCCAAAACUUCUCGCUCUCGUUGAAAAGACUCAAGAACUCUUCGUCGAUGCCACCUUUAAAACACGGCCUCACCACGAUAUCUUUUCUCAACUGUUGAACAUCAUUGUCAUCUACAAAGAUUACUCUGUCGCGGUGAUGCAUGUCUUAAUGACAUGCAAGGAGCAAGCACUCUACGGCCAGAUCAUGGAGCGGUUCAAAGCUUUGGUUGGAUUGGACUUCAAGCCAAAAAGUGUGAUGUCGGACUACGAACGGGCGAUCCUGAACACCAUGCAAACUGCCUUUCUAGAAUCGAGAGUGUCUGGAUGCAGAUUUCACUUCAGCCAAGCAGUUCUCCGGAAAGAAUCUGAUGCUCAAACACAUGGCCCUAAGCACUCUACCGGCGAACCAAAUGGUACCGGUAUUCCAACAGCUGAAGCAAGAAGUGCUCCACUUACAACCACUCAGGCUCCGGAAGCAAGUCCAGAUAAUGCACAGGAAUUACUUCUUAAAGUGGUGGUUCCAAGGCAUCGGGCCCCAGCUGAUCUCUACGUACGGUCUUGCACAUAA